Pipistrellus nathusii (Nathusius's pipistrelle) is the source of this 921-nucleotide messenger RNA. The record is from the annotation of a GenBank genome assembly. NCBI's taxonomy places the organism in Eukaryota, Metazoa, Chordata, Mammalia, Chiroptera, Vespertilionidae.
AUGCUCAGCUGGGCUCGGACCUGGAGGCUCCCCCAUGGGGGGCUCGAGCUCCCCGGAAUCUACUUUUCCAGGGUGCCCGUCGCGCCCAGCAGCAGCAGCGGCCGGAGCGGCGCCAAGCCGAGGAGAUCGGUGCCGCUUUCCUACAAUCUUCUGGAUGGGGAGGCGGGCCACCCAGCCCUCGUCUUUCUGCACGGGCUCUUCGGCAGCAAAACCAACUUCAAGUCUAUCGCCAAGGCCCUGGCUCAGCAGACAGGCCGGAGGGUGCUGACAGUGGAUGCCCGGAACCACGGUGACAGCCCCCACAGCCCAGACAUGAGCUACGAGGCCAUGAUCCAGGACCUGCAGGACCUCCUGCCCCAGCUGGGCCUAGCGCCCUGUGUCCUCAUUGGCCACAGCAUGGGAGGCAAGACAGCCAUGUUGCUGGCACUGCAGAGGCCGGAGCUGGUGGAACGUCUGGUUGCCGUGGACAUCAGCCCAGUGAACACUAUAACCAGCUCGAACUUUCCAGCCUACAUGGCAGCCAUGAAGGCCAUAGACAUCCCAGAGAAGAUGUCCCGCUCCUCCGCCCGCAGACUGGCCGAUAAAAAGCUCAGCUCUCAUAUUCAGGACGCGGCCGUGCGGGAGUUCCUGCUCACCAACCUGGUGGAGGCAGACGGGCGCUUUGUGUGGAGAGUGAACUUGGAUGCCUUGGCCCAGCAUGUGGAUGAGAUCUUGGCCUUCCCGCCACAACAAGAGUCCUACCCUGGGCCUACCCUCUUCCUCCUCGGUGGAAAGUCUGACUUCGUGCAUCCCAGUCACCACCCUGAGAUUCAGCGACUCUUCCCUGGGGCCCAGAUACAGAUCGUGCCGGAUGCCGGGCACUGGGUCCACGCUGACCGCCCACAUGACUUCAUGGCUGCCAUCCGAAGCUUCCUGGCCUGA